CGUCUUCUCUCCUCAUCUCAACCUCGUCUUCCUGGCCGAGACGCUGGACCCGCCUCUCUGAGCCACAGAGGACAAUAUGUCUUUCUUCUCUUCCUCGUCGUCGAACAAUCUCGUGAACAACGCCGCCGCUCCGGCGGAGAAAGAUAUCGAGGUCGCCGACCCCCCGACCGACUCCAUCUCCUCCGUCGCGUUCUCUCCUACUGCGGAUUAUCUUGCAGUAGGCUCUUGGGACAACAAUGUUCGCAUAUAUGAAGUUGGCGCGAACGGGCAGACCCAGGGCAAGGCGAUGUACUCUCACCAAGGGCCUGUUCUGAGCGUAUGCUGGAACAAGGACGGGUCCAAGAUUCUGUCUGGGGGUGCGGAUAAUGCUGGACGCAUGUUCGACGUGACUACAGGCCAGGCCUCCCAGGUCGCGCAGCACGACGCGCCAAUUCGCGUCGUGCGGUGGAUCGAGUCCCCGCAGGGCAGCGUGCUUGCCACUGGCAGUUGGGAUAAAACAGUCAAGUACUGGGACCUGCGUCAACCGGCCCCUGUAUCUACCGUGCAGCUCCCUGAGCGCUGCUAUACCAUGGAUGUCCAAUACCCCCUAAUGGUCGUCGGCACUGCUGAGCGGCACAUCCAAGUGUUCAACCUCGCCAACCCGACUACGCCAUUCAAGACACUUGUUUCGCCACUGAAGUGGCAGACACGCGUAGUCUCCUGCUUCCCUACCGCGAAUGGUUUCGCAGUGGGAAGUAUCGAAGGCCGCGUAGCUAUCCAAUAUGUAGAAGAGAAAGAUGCCUCCAACAACUUCUCCUUCAAGUGCCACCGCAAAGACCAGUCACCGACCUCCAAGGACCAGUCGCUCGUCUACGCCGUAAACGACAUCGGCUUCCACCCCGUACACGGCACCUUCUCGACCUGCGGAUCCGACGGCACCAUCAACUUCUGGGACAAAGACGCGCGCACGCGCCUGAAAUCAUACGCGCCGCCAGCCUUCGAGUCCGCGCCUGGCCCGGUGGCGUGCUCGGCGUUCAACCGCGCGGGCACGAUCUUCGCGUACGCGGUCUCGUACGACUGGUCCAAGGGCCACUCGGGCAUGACGCCCGGCCACCCGAACAAGCUCAUGCUGCACGCGUGCAAGGACGAGGAGGUGAAGCGCAAGCCCUCGAAGCGGUGA
Molecule: messenger RNA, 1159 nt
Organism: Trametes versicolor FP-101664 SS1
Lineage: Eukaryota; Fungi; Basidiomycota; Agaricomycetes; Polyporales; Polyporaceae
Product: WD40 repeat-like protein
Exons: 9
Coding region: 77-1159 (360 amino acids)
Biological process (GO): RNA export from nucleus; transcription-dependent tethering of RNA polymerase II gene DNA at nuclear periphery
Cellular component (GO): nuclear pore
Molecular function (GO): RNA binding; ubiquitin binding
Source: RefSeq, a predicted model, not a curated record